This is a messenger RNA of Aspergillus chevalieri, 507 nucleotides long. RefSeq names its product thioesterase family protein. The coding region runs from base 1 to 507 and encodes 168 amino acids. Gene Ontology annotation, molecular function: fatty acyl-CoA hydrolase activity. The record is from RefSeq and is a predicted model, not a curated record. NCBI's taxonomy places the organism in Eukaryota, Fungi, Ascomycota, Eurotiomycetes, Eurotiales, Aspergillaceae. The transcript has 2 exons.
AUGUAUGUCAGAUACGCCGAGACGGCGAGAGUGAACUUCAUGCGCAACUUCGCGACUCACAUGGAUCCGGCGAAUAAAAAGGCAUGGAUGAAUCUCGUUGGCUCAACUGGGAUUGGUCUCAUCCUUCGGAGCAUCAAGAUUGAUUACAAAUUCCCCAUGAAAUACCCCGACAAGAUCAGCGUCUAUCACAAGCUAGUACAGGACCCUUCUUCUCAGGUCGAUAAGUCGGCGUUUGAGCUUCAAGUCGUGAUCCUCUCCGAGACACAUCAACGACCUGCUGCACGUUGUCAUGAGGACAUCGUCACGUAUAAUUAUCGUCAGGCCAAGAAAACACCCAUGCCUCCUUUCAUGAUGGAACAGUUCCAGAAGGCGUGGGCACUGCAAGAGGAAGCGAAGAAGACCUGGCAGCAGAGGAUCUUGGAAAUUGAGGGUCGUGUACGGACCCUCGAGACCGACAGUUGGGAUCAUGAGGAUGCUGUCGAGGACAAGGGAUCUGCGAACAAAUAG